Messenger RNA from Cryphonectria parasitica EP155, 1932 nucleotides. Its product is annotated as DUF1741-domain-containing protein. The record is from RefSeq and is a predicted model, not a curated record. Gene Ontology annotation, cellular component: cytosol. The transcript is spliced from 6 exons. NCBI's taxonomy places the organism in Eukaryota, Fungi, Ascomycota, Sordariomycetes, Diaporthales, Cryphonectriaceae. Bases 1 to 1932 code for a protein of 643 amino acids. Gene Ontology annotation, biological process: regulation of Golgi organization.
AUGGAGAAGUCCCCCCUCACCCAGCAGCCUCGACCUGAGGCCUUUCAGCAAAAGGUCGUGCAGCUGUAUGAGGAUUUAUUCAAGGAUGAUCAAGAUGCCGAGCAUGACCUGUCAGAAGGCUUCUGGCGAGAGUUGUUCUUGCUCAAGCCGGACCGCGCCUCGCUCCGGCGCAUUCUGGACGGGCUCACGCCCGCCGACCUGCAGCAUCUCGAGGAGCAGACGAGGGAGCUCUUCUCGCGCGCGGUCAAGACCCUGAAGAGCUCCCAGGUUGUUGCUCAGACAAAUGCGCUUGAUACCCUCAGUACUUUCCUCUCGUCCGUUCUGGCAAAGAGGUACACCAACCCGAGCUCCGACAUCAUCACGAUCCUGGCAGGUCUCGACAGUAUCGAUGCGAUUUUUACAGACUUUGUUGGAUCGUUGGACAACAUAAUACGGAAUGGCAAGAGUGGUGAGGACUCGUAUUCAGUGGAGAUACGACAAAAGGCUGUCGAGGUUGCAUUGGCCAUCACAUCCGGAGCAUAUCAGACCAGUCUCUUGACAUACUUGAUACAGAAGGACAUGUUCCCCUCCGUCAUGAAGUUAAUACAAGACGCCGAGAAUACGUCCGAGAUCUUUGAACCUUUUACUCUUGUCGGUCUUCUGGCAAACUACAACAAAUUCGAAUUUCAAAAUCCAUACCAGCUGCGGUUGAAUGAUUUUGUGAACGAGGAAACGAUCCAGAAGAUCAUCAGGAACGUUGGACAGACCUGCCAGAGAUUGAGAACGCAGUAUGUGGACAUACAAGAAGACCUGCCGGAAGGCUGGACGUUCAGCAACACUUUGAACAUGAUCGGGCUGGGAGCGAUAGCACCGGGACCGAAACCAGACAAGAAGCCUGUGUAUGAUGCCGACACGGCGAAGAAGAUGUUUGCAGAGCUACCGGGGAAUGACGCCGCGGUUCUACUGGCUACUUACGACUUCACACAUGCAAACAAGCUCUUCUGUUUCAACUUUGUCACGCUGGCCUCGGAGAAGGGCGAAGAGCAUCCUUUCGCAAGCUACAUCUCCAUCACGUCCUACCUCCUCACACACGCACAUCUAUCUACAAAAACAAGCCUCUACGCAGUCCUCAGCCUGAUGGUCUUCCGUCUCCUGAUUGAAGACCCAAUCCUGUGCAAGCGCAUAUGCAGCGAUGAGAACAAGGUGGCGGUGCGGCUGUGUCGACAGAGACAGCCAUACCUGCCGCUCGUCCGGGGCGAGCGCACACUGGCCACGGCCAUCAUCGACACCAUGAUUGACGGGCUGAACCACAAUCUCAAGAGGCGCCUGGACGUGGGCAUGUACACGCUCUGCGUGGGGAUCUUGCUCCGCAUCAUCAGCUACAUGUCCAGGUCGCGCACGCGACUGCCAUACCACUGGUCCGAGCUGUUCCGCUCCCUCCUCUCCCUCAUACGGUUCCUCACCACCUACGCGGCAGACCUCAAGGACCUGCCGCACAUCGAGACGCUGCUGGACCACGUAGUCAACCUCCUCGCGCUAGGUCUGUCAGCAGGCGAGGCCUUCCUCCCGACGCCUGCGGCCUAUGAUGACCUCUUCUACAAGGUCGUCGAGGCGGGCGACACGCUGGUCAAGUUUCGUGAUACGUACCGGUUGGCAAGCAGGCCUACAAACAGCAUCGAGACGCUGAUCAGCGUGAGCACGCACUACAAGACGCUGCUGGCUGAGGGGGGUGGGGGGAGCAAGGGUGGGAAGGGGAGCAAGGCUGGCGCUGCGGGUGUCUUGACGAGCCUGCAGGUUGCUGAGGUCAUCAAGCAAGGGUAUGAGACGCUCAGCAUACAGGCGAAGGAGGGUUUGGAUAGUUGGGAGAGGUAUAGGGAGGCGGACGAGAGGACACUGCUCAAAAAGGUGGCGAGAGUUGCGGUGGGGGAUGUAAGGGCCCUGGUGGCAGAGUAG